This is a messenger RNA of Vigna radiata var. radiata (mung bean), 465 nucleotides long. RefSeq names its product protein MAIN-LIKE 1-like. The coding region runs from base 1 to 465 and encodes 154 amino acids. The record is from RefSeq and is a predicted model, not a curated record. NCBI's taxonomy places the organism in Eukaryota, Viridiplantae, Streptophyta, Magnoliopsida, Fabales, Fabaceae. The transcript has a single exon.
AUGGGAAGGAGGCGAGUCUUAAAUACGUACACAAACCUCCAUCCACGAGCUUCACGAUACAUACCUUCGAGACAGGGUUGGAGUCUUACGGAGGAGCGUAGAUAUCUGGAUGGGCUCACGUAUGAUGCAAUCAUCUGGCAUCCAUACAGGUCGCACAGACGUAGUUCUCCAUUCUUGGCCAUAUGUAUGUAUUCAGGAUGGAUCCGACUAGGCAACAUGAUUCAUCGACAUCUGCCUGAACGCGUGUUGCGUCAGUUUGGUUUUGUGCAGACCAUACCACGUUCGCCUGAGAGCCUUCCGAUGCCAGAUAUUCAUAUGAUUGAUCUACAUUGGUUGAGGUAUGUAGACCAUGCCUUUACUGGUGUCGUUGAAGCUGAGGACCCCUCUGCGUGUGUUGACGAAUACAUGGUGUGGUUUAGACGGGUGUCCCACCCGUACAUCACUCCAGGUGACGACGAUGAUUGA